Messenger RNA from Daucus carota subsp. sativus, 2967 nucleotides. RefSeq names its product protein FAR1-RELATED SEQUENCE 5-like. Gene Ontology annotation, molecular function: zinc ion binding. Gene Ontology annotation, biological process: regulation of DNA-templated transcription. The record is from RefSeq and is a predicted model, not a curated record. The transcript is spliced from 2 exons. NCBI's taxonomy places the organism in Eukaryota, Viridiplantae, Streptophyta, Magnoliopsida, Apiales, Apiaceae. The coding region runs from base 1 to 2967 and encodes 988 amino acids.
AUGGAUAAGAUGUUUGCAAGAUUUGAAGGUAGAAAAAGUUUAAAAAAAAAUGAUUAUGUUGAUGUACAUGAUGAUGAUGGUAAAUGUGGUAAUGAUAGAGGUAAUAUUGAUUAUGUUAAUGUUGAUAGUGAUGGUGAGGAGUUUUUUUGUAGUGAGCAAUUAGAUGAAGAAGAAAUUUUGCAUGAGAAUAGAGGUAGUAUGCAUGAAAGUAGUGAUAAUUUGCAUGAUAGUAGUGAUAAUAUUGUGGACGAAGAUGAGCCUAUUAGUAUCCCUUGCUUGAAUCAAAAAUUUGCUAAUUUACAAAGGGCGGAAAAUUUAUUUAGGGCGUAUGCUUUAAACCAUGGUUUUGCAAUUAAGAUACAAAACACGCAGAGGCGAGUCAAUGAUAAAUCCAUAUAUGGUCGAAUGUACGUCUGUAAUUUAGCGGGGGAAAAUCGCGGGAAAAACCCCGUUGAGGAAGAAGAAAUAUUGAUUGGUAGUGUUGGGAGUGUUAAGGGCAAACGGCGUAGAGAUGUGCUGCCUAGAAGUGGUUGCAAAGUUAGAAUGUACGUGGUUAAUAAGAAAAAAUCAACUCAUUGGGAGAUAACCUCUUUGGAAUUAGAACACAAUCACGAAGUCGUUACUCCUUCGAAGAUGAGUUUGAUAAGACGGGAGAGACAUGUGACCGCGGCUCAAAGAAAUUUAAUCAAGACCUUACAUGCUUCGGGUGUCCCACCAAGACAACAAAUGAAUAUUUUUGGUCAAAUGCACGGGGGAGCGGAACAAGUAGGUUUUAAUAGCCAACAUUUAAGAAAUGUCGCGCGCGAUUUUAGAAAGGACAACAUGGGAGUAAACGAUGCUCAAGCCGGUUUGGAUUUGUUGUAUCGUUUGAAAGAAGAGAGUGGCGGUAAGUUUUUUAUCAAGACUCUCCUUGAUGACGAACAAAGAUUGAAGUGUCUUGUAUGGGUCGAUCCCCGCUCUAUGAUGGCCUAUCGAAAUUUUGGUGAUGUGGUUGCGUUUGACACAACAUAUCGAACUACUAGAUAUGCUAUGCCGUUUGUGCCUUUCACCGGAGUCAACCAUCAUUAUCAAUCAAUAGUUUUUGGUUUUGCACUCGUGCGGGAUGAAUUGAAGACAACUUUUGAGUGGGUUUUGAGUACUUGGCUAGAGGCGAUCGAAGGCAAAGAACCCCUAGCUAUCAUAACCGAUCAAGAUCAAGCCAUGGCCGCGGCUAUUGAAUCACAACUACCGAAUACCUCACAUUUGUUAUGCUCAUGGCACAUUAGCAACAAAUUCCCCGAGAAACUUGCAACAUAUUACUCAAAGGAAGGGUUUAAAUUUGAUUUCAACAAUUGCAUCUAUCACUCUUUGACUGAAGUUGUGUUUGAGGAUCGGUGGAAGGCUUUGAUUUUGAAAUACAAUUUGGAAGGCAAUACAUGGCUUCAAGGGUUAUAUGCUUUGAAGCAUAAGUGGGUGGAGGCUUACACAAGAAACACUUUUUCUGCGGGUCAGAAAACCACAUCAAGAAGUGAAGGAAUGAAUGCCUAUUUUGAUGCCUAUGUUGGUUCUUGCACCGGUUUGAAGGAUUUUGUUGAGGGUGCACAAAAAGCUUUGGAGAGGCAAUUUAUGCGUGAGAAAGAUGAGGAUUACAAUACGUAUCAUAGAAGUCGUUGCAUGCAAAUGAAAACCGCCUUGGAGCACCACGCGGCUUCCAUUUAUACCAAAAAAAUGUUUCGAAGAUUUCAAGAACAAUUGGUUGAAGCAAAUAAGUACUUCGUGGAGAAAGAUAGAGAUCGGUCUUUGGAAGAUGUUGAAGACACAUUCUACAAAUGUUAUAGACCGUUGACGGGUGCAUCUCAGAGAACCAUGUAUCUUGUAUCAUUCAACAAGGCGUCAUUACGGGGUUCAUGCAUUUGUAGAAUGUAUGACCAUGUUGGCAUGCCAUGCCGUCACAUUAUUGCCGUGUUGACGAAGAGGUGUGUGGCGGAACUACCGGAACAUUUUGUGAAACGGCGUUGGACAAAGGAUGCCAAUAGAGUUGAUGGCGUGUUGCCAUAUCAAACAUCCGAAGUUGAAUCACCAUCUCAUGAGUUGACUCCCACGGAAAGAUUUAACCACAUGACCUUACUUACCAUGGCUUUUAGUCAUAGUUGCUCCGCGUCGAAAGAGCGGUAUGAAUAUGCCGUUGGGGUUAUUAAUCGAGAAACGGAGAUUAUUGAGAAAAUGCCCGUUGACGGGGUAGAACGUGAAGGAGGUAAAAUGACCGACGCUUCGGAUAAUGACUCAGUGUCACACGUAAGCAAUUCAUUCUCGGACUCGGAUGAAAUGGUAGAUUCACCUACCUUUAGUGAGUUGGAGGAAGCAUGGCGUCAUCUUGACGAAUUAGCAGAAAUGUACGAACCACCUCCCCUAGUGGAAGAAGAAGACAAUGCGUUGUACCCAGCUGACGAAGAGGCCUACCGGUCAAGAUGUUGGACUGAAGCAUGUCAGUGGUGUGCAAGCGAUAACAUGUUCGAAAGGGUGGCGUACAACUUGACCCCAUAUUUUCUCCCAAUUUUGAACUUAGGUCAGGAGUACCCCGGUGGCCCAAACAAAGUCUCCCCGUGGGAUGGUGGUUGGAUUGUUGAGUGUGAUAGGAUAGCCGACAUUCACAAAUUGAGGCCUCGCGCGGGUUGCAUGCGUGACCAAAUGCGUAUUGAAUAUGUGAAGGGUUGGGUGUCCCAUCUAGAUGGUGAUGAUACGGGGAAAUGGAUUACCGGCAAAGCACCAUUUGCAACAUUUCGUCUCUAUGAUGGGUCUAGUAGCAUUCGUGUCACAAUAUGGAAUGACCACAAUACUCAUGCCAAUGUGACUGAUGGUGUGCUCCGUGAAGGUUGUGUUGUCGUGCUGUAUUGGGUGGCAUGCUUCGUUAGAGCUGAUGCACCGCCCGGAACUUCCACGCACCGAUUAUCGGGUGGCUUCUCCAACAUUUUAGCGAUUUUUAGUUAG